AUGCGAAAUCCGAAAGAAUGGCGUGGAACCACGUCGACAAGUAGGGUGUUUGUGCAACGAGGAUAUCAGCUUUCAGAUGAGUUGGCAUUGCGGCAAGUACAGGUUCUCGAACGACGAUAUGGCGGAGUCGAUCGAGCACAUCGAGCAGCAACAAUAAUUCAGAGGGCAUUUCGAGAAUAUUGCCUCAAGAAGCGGUGGACCAUGUUGACGUCGCAUAGUCAUCAAACAAUCGAUUCAAUGAAUGAAGGCAAAUGUUCGACAUCAGCAAACAGGAAUGAACUAUCACUGACAGGAAAAUACGCAACGAGUCUUAGUGCACAGCUACGUCUGGAUCGUGCGACGCGUGCCAACACUGUUGAUCGAAGCCCGCCAUCGCCAGCGCCAGCUGCUUUAUCAAGUCUUCAGAACUCCAAUAUGAUUGAUAGUUUGAUGUCACCGCGUCUCGGCAACCGUCGAUUCGCCGCUUCAUCGCGUUGUGCGCCAACCGGCAGCGGAGAGAUGACGGCGGCCGAGGUUUGGCUUCCGCGGCCGUCAUUAGUCACUCACAACCCAGCACAUUCGAAUUCGCUGCCGCGUCUCGACAAACACCGCGUUCAUGCCGAUGGUGCGGAUUCGUCGAGAACGAGCAGGAAAACGUCGGAACAAUUUCCGAGUCGGGCGUUGACCGAACAAGAAAGGAAACGACAAUAUCGAAUUGCGCUGAACUUUUUUAAUAAAAAACCCGAACGUGGUGUCCAACUCCUUACAGCAUGGGGAUUCGUGAAAAACUCGCCGGAUUCGCUGGCGAGUCUUCUGUUUGGUCGCCGUGGAUUAAGUAAAGCAAUGAUUGGAGAGUAUAUCGGCACCUUGCACUCAUCAUAUCAUUCCCUUGUGUUAAAAUAUUUCAUUUCACUAAUCGAUGUUCGAGGUCUUGAAGUAGAUGUUGCUCUUCGCAAAGCCAUGCAAUAUUUUAUUUUACCGAAAGAAGCCGAGAAAAUCGACAAAAUAAUUCAAGCUUUUGCCCUUCAUUACUCCAAAUCAAAUCCCAAACGAACAUCAAUGUUCCGAGGUGGUUGGGAUACUGUACAUUUGCUUGCUUUUGCUAUCAUAAUGCUCAAUACUGAUCUACAUUCACCGAAUGUGAAGCAACGUAUGACCUCAAAUGAUUUCGUGAGAAAUCUCAGAGGACAAGACAAGGCUGCCGGCGAGAAAGACGGAAAAGAUUUGGAUCGAGUGUUUCUGGAAGGUAUUUAUGAAAGGAUCAAGAAGGAUGAACUGAGGCCUGGCGAUGAUCAUGUGGCACAGGUUCAGAGAGUUGAUCGAGCGAUUAUUGGAAAGGAUAAACCUAGACUAACUGAAACUCCAAGAAGAUUAGUUUGCUAUUGUCGCCUGCAACAAGUCAGUGAUCCAUCGAAAAAACAAUCAUCGAAUGCAAGAGAACGCGAUGUGUUCCUUUUCAAUGAUAUGCUGAUUGUCGCUAAAGGAGUCCGCAGGAAUUCUUCGUCGGUCACCGGAUGCACGUAUACAUUGAAACAAUGGUCCUUCUUGCUCGGUGCUAAUGUUUUUGAGUUCAAAAAAGGUCAAUACGAAUUUGGAUUAACAAUUGUUUGCCCAAAUCACGAGAAAAUCCACUUCAAUGCGAGGAAUUAUGACGAUAGAUGCCACUUCGUAGCCGAUAUUGCUGAAUCAAUUCGAGAAGUUACGGAAAUGGAGCAAGUGCGACUUGAGCUUGAAAUGGAGCAGCACACACUGCGAAACGAUAGCCAAAGGGACAGUGGUUUGCCAGAAUUAGAUGAAACCAUCAAGAUGGGGAAUGGUAGUAGUAGCAGCGCGAAUUCAUCAGCGUCAUCAAAUGGAGCAUCCUUUCGACGACUAUCAUUCAAUUCUCUCGAUAGCGGAGCGAAAUCUGCACUUUUGCUUGAAGUUAAAUUGGCAAAGGAUCGAGCGGAACAAUAUGGACCACAAGGAUGGCUUCGACCGAAAAGUCUUGCAACAAACAAGGAAUUCCUUUCGCGGACACUUAAAUCAACACUACCUCGAGAAAAACGAAAGAAAUUAGAAAAAUGA
Caenorhabditis bovis is the source of this 2046-nucleotide messenger RNA. Lineage: Eukaryota; Metazoa; Nematoda; Chromadorea; Rhabditida; Rhabditidae. The record is from the annotation of a GenBank genome assembly.